UUACCAUUGGUCGGCAUACCAUCGUUGGUAAAAAAUGGGUAGCGUAUGUCUGUACCAUCGAUGGUAAAAUCUCACCUGUUCAGCCUCCUCCAGUGUGAAGGAGGUGUCGAAGGAGUGAAUAUAUCGGUGUGUGUGUUUUUGUGAGGGUGUUUUGAGGGUGGAAAUGAAGCAGGAUUGAUUUUUGGAGGUGUUUUUUUGAGGAUAAAAUGAAGUUAUUCUGGCUCGUCACCCUCCCCUUCGCCCUCGCCACCCCCUCCUUCAUCCCCUGUUCGGAAAUCUCGCGCGAUUUGCGCUUCCCCUGCACUUGCUCCUUGGGCCCCCCUGAGCCCGCCCUGGACAACAACCCCGCCAUCAGCGUCAACUGCGACCGGGUCGUUUUCCCCGGCGACCUCCCCGCCCUUCCCUUCGGCGCGCCAAUCGUCUCCUUCCGCCAACGAUGGGCGGGGCACCAAGCCCUCCCCACCCAAAUCUUCUCCUCAACGGGCCUCCCCUUACGCAGCAUCGAUCUAUCAGGCAACUCCCUCCGGAGACUAACGGAACGCCUCCUCCAAGCCCUCCAGCCAACCCUAGUGGAGCUCCGCCUCUCGGACAACCUCCUGGGCGACACCCUCAACCCGAUUUUCUCCACGAGCGAGUUUCGCGGUUUGAAUCAUUUGCAAGUUUUGGAUUUGAGUGGGAACAUCAUCAGGGCGUUGGAGGAGGGGAUUUUUGAGGGGUGUGAUAAUUUGCAAGAACUCUACUUGGAGAGGAAUAGUCUAACGAGUGUGCCAAGCACGUCACUCAACGGACCCAAGUCACUCAAAAUGUUAUCACUGGCCUCAAAUCGGAUCACAAGCCUCAAAAGUGCAGCUUUUGAGGCACAACCUAACCUUGAAACGGUUGAUUUAACCUUGAAUGGGAUUGGAGGGAUCGAAGGUGGGGCUUUGAGUGGCCUCAAAAACCUCAAAACACUCAAAUUGGGGCAUAACAAGUUGACGAGGUUCAACAGCGAUGUUUUUCAAGGAGCCUCAAAUCUCAAAAAUUUGGACUUGUCGGAAAAUUUUAUUACAGAGUUUCCGACAAUUGCCCUUAGGGCCUUCAAGGAUUUAAAGUACCUCAACUUAUCCUCAAAUUUAGUCCAGAGUUUGGAUAAUAAUGAUUUACUCAAUCUUGUCGGAUUGUAUUAUUUGGACUUGAGUCGGAACAAUAUUGCCAACAUUGCACCUGGAACAUUUUUGGGAUUAAAACAGUUGAGGAAGCUUGAUAUUAGUGUGAACUCGCUCCGUACGAUUGAGGACGACGCAUUUGAGGGCCUCGACAACUUGGAACACUUGAAUUUAAAAGACAACAACAUUUUACUAAUCCCAGCUUCGGCCCUCGGCCGUUUGCCAAAACUAUCUUCCCUCCAGUUGGACUAUAACCGAGUGGCAGCCCUGUCUGGUGACAUUUUGAGGUCAAUAGCCGAGAAAGUCACUAGUUUAGUCCUCGCCAAAAACGUCAUUCGUGAACUCCCCCCAGCCUCCUUCCAACACUUCCAACAUUUAUCACACUUAGAUUUAACUCGCAACCUCCUCACAACCCUCAAUUCGGACGCAUUCGUUGGCCUUGAAACCACCCUCAAAGAGUUACAUUUACCUCAAAACAAAAUCUCCACAAUCACUGGACCCACUCUAUCCCUCCUUAAGCUCGAAACCCUCGAUUUAAGUGAUAAUCACUUGACUGAGCUUUCGCGCAACGUAUUCGGGAUGUUACCUCAAUUGAGGUUCCUCAAUUUGAGUCACAACUCACACCUAGCCUCAAUACCCUCAAACUUGUUACACAAACUCCCGAAUUUGGAGGUUUUUGAUUUGAGUUACACCGGUUUGAGGAUUUUAACCGGCGAUUUUUUCGCCAAGUCCUCAAAAUUGAGGAGGGUUUACCUCCACAAUAACGCCAUCAGCGAACUGGGCGAUGGUGUCUUUGCCAAUUUACCCAACUUAACGUCAAUUGACCUCUCCUCAAACCAUAUCAAUAACAUUAAACAAGGGGCGUUUGUCAACAUCAUGAACCUCAAAGAGUUGGUUUUGAGGGGGAACCAAUUGAGUAGCUUCAAAGGCGAGUUUUUCAACACUGGGACAAGUCUCGAACUUUUGGACAUUUCGCACAACCAAUUGAGUUAUUUGUUCCCGUCCUCUUUCAGAAUACACCCGCGCCUCAAAAUCCUCAAAGCCUCAAACAACAAGUUUAAUUUUUUCCCAGCUGAGUUGAUCGCGACUUUGCAGUUUUUGCAAGUUGUUGAUUUGUCACACAAUGACCUCAAAACCGUUGAGGAGUUGGACUUUGCCCGCUUGCCACGUUUGAGGGUCUUACUUUUGAGAAACAAUAAGUUGGAGUUUGUUUCCGAAAUGGCGUUUCAUAACUCAACACAACUCCAAGUUAUCGAUUUGAGUUAUAAUAAGCUCGAACGUCUGGCUGAGAGGAUUUUUGAGGGUUUGGUCCGGUUAGAGUUACUCAAUUUGGAGGGGAACCUUUUGAGUGAUUUACCCGAAACUAUUUUUGAAAGGGCGAGGUUACAAAUGUUAGAGAACAUUAAUUUGAGGGGGAACUUGUUUGAGGUAGCGCCCCUCAAAAGUCUCCAACGGCAGUAUUUCUUUGUCUCGUCGGUUGAUUUAUCGAGGAAUAAAUUGAGGGAGAUCCCGGGGGAUGACAGUAGCAUGGUUAACAUAAAAAAACUGGACUUGUCAUUUAAUCCCUUGUCUGAUGAAACGAUUCGAAACGUUUUAGGGGAACCUAAGACCAUGCGGGAGCUAAAUUUGGCGGGAACCGGGAUUCGGGAACUAACCCAGCUUGAGACCCCCUUUUUGAGUUACCUCAAUUUGAGUUAUAACAAUAUAACCUCACUCAAUGCUACAAUUUUCGAACGAACUUCCCUCCUUGAAGUUCUGGACGUAUCAAAUAACCAAAUAAGUGACAUUUCAAAUUACUCAAACCUUUGGCCUUUACUCAAAAACCUCCAAACCCUAGACUUGUCCUCAAACCCCAUCCGUAGCAUAUCUUCGAGUGAUUUCAAUGGCUUAACCUCCCUCAAACAAUUGAGUAUCACGUCCCUCCUCCAAUGCGAAAAAAUCGAAAAAGGAGCAUUCAAAUCCCUCAAAAACCUGUCAAUUCUCAAAGCUUUUGAGUUCCCGAAAUUGGGUUACAUCGACCUCAAAGGCCUCCUCUCGCACCUCCCCUCCCUCGAACACGUAACCAUAGAAACAAAGGAUGCGGCAGUGGGCGCGGACCAACUCCAGCCCCUCCUCCAGCCCCGCCUCAAAACCCUCAAAUUAAAAGGGGGGCGCUUACGCAGCCUAUCAUCGGGAACCUUGUCAGGGAUUAAGGGAGGAGAGGUCACAAUCGGGAUUAUGAACACCUCAAUUACCUCCCUCCCCCCUUCACUCUUUUUCCCCGUCCCUAGAUCCUCAAAAAUCACACUAGACGUGACUGGCAAUCACAUAACUACUUUAACUCCUCAAAUUUUGGCAACCCUUGAUGAUAGACGUGGCGAUUUGAAAAUAGUAGGCCUUGAAACAAAUCCUAUAGUUUGUGACUGUGGCGCACGCGCAUUGCGCCGAUGGCUCCCCUCCCAUAUGACGUCACUGCGUUGCUCCGCCCCUGAUCACUUACACGGCCGCUUAUUGGUCGAGAUCGCUGACGAUGAUCUCACGUGUGAUGCCAGGAAGGUGACCACGCCCACGUCGCCCCUCCCACGUUCCGCCUCCUCGACCCGGUUGCAUACGAAAGUGACCGAACCGGAGAUUAUCUGGUCGGUUCCCGUAACCGAAAUGGUUAAAACCCCCAAACCUGUUACUAGUUCAAAUUUGAAUAAUGACGAUACGCUUAUUAUCGGGAUCGUAGGAGGCGUGGUCGCGUUCAUUGCCAUCUUGAUAAUUAUUAUUUGUAUAAUUCGACUGAGGAUGGGGGGGAGUCAGUACAGGGGCGGGCCGCCUGUUGUGGGGCCCCUUGCGGGGAGUAGUUGUGCCUGUAGUGUAAAAGGGGCACCUGUUUAUACAAUGGGGCCUGGGUACGGGCCUGGAUAUGCGGCAACGUUGCCACAUAAAAUGCAAGCGCCUAUUAGAGCGAGUAAUUACUCGACGAUGGGCAGAGUGCCCUAUUAUGGCAACAGUGGGCAGCCGUAUUUUAUUGCGUUGCCGCCUGAUGAAAAUAAAAUCUAUAGGUAACCGUUUUAGGUUAGGUUUAAGGUUAUAAUGUUUGAUUUUUAUUUAAUGUUUGCUUAUUUAUGUAUAAAUAUAACUUUUAUUACAUAAAAA
Messenger RNA from Tribolium castaneum (red flour beetle), 4268 nucleotides. RefSeq lists its product as uncharacterized. The coding region runs from base 207 to 4178 and encodes 1323 amino acids. Gene Ontology annotation, molecular function: protein binding. The record is from RefSeq and is a predicted model, not a curated record. The transcript is spliced from 4 exons. Lineage: Eukaryota; Metazoa; Arthropoda; Insecta; Coleoptera; Tenebrionidae.